AUGAACGAAGAAAAAGUUACGACUGAUAUUAUUACUUUGACCCGACAUGUUCUCGAUGAACAACGUAAACACAAGGAAGCUAGUGGCGAUUUAUCUUUAUUAUUGAAUGCUGUUCAACUUGGCUGUAAAUUCGUAGCGACCAACGUUCGAAAGGCGCGAAUUGGUCUUGCUGGUGGAGCACAAAAUGUUUCGGGUGAAGACCAAAAAAAACUUGAUGUUAUCUCUAAUGAAAUUUUCAUCAAUGCACUUCGUUCUUCCGGAAAAGUAGCCGUGAUGGUUUCUGAAGAAGAUGAGGAUGCAAUCAUUGUUGAAGAAGGAUUGAAAGGGAAAUAUUGUGUAGUGUUUGAUCCAUUGGAUGGCUCUUCUAAUAUUGAUGCAGGUGUUAAUGUUGGUACAAUUUUCGGUAUUUAUCGAGUGAAUGAAGGGUCAGCUGGGACAAUCAAGGACGUUCUUCGCCCUGGUCGUGAAAUGAUUGUUGCCGGUUACUGUAUGUAUGGUAGUUCGGCAAAUAUGGUCCUUACGGUCGGAAAUGGUGUGAACGGCUAUACUCUUGACAAUGCUAUUGGUGAAUUUAUACUUACUCAUCCCAAUAUUAGAAUUCCAUCUCGUGGCAAGAUAUAUUCAGUGAAUGAAGGUAAUGCAAAAUACUGGAGUGAAGCUUGCCAAGAAUAUUUUCAUUCGCUUAAAUUUCCACCAGAAGGUAAAAACCCAUAUUCAGCCCGUUAUAUCGGAUCUAUGGUAGCAGAUGUUCAUCGUACACUUUUGUAUGGUGGAAUUUUUGCGUAUCCUGCUGACAAGAAAUCCAAAAAUGGGAAGCUUCGUGUGUUGUAUGAAUGUUUUCCUAUGGCCUUCUUGACAGAACAAGCAGGUGGUAAAGCUAUUACUGGUCUUGAAAGAGUGCUCGAUGUUGUUCCAGAGAGCAUUCAUUCUAGAUGUCCAAUCUUCUUAGGUAGUAAAGAAGACGUGGAGGAUGUUGAAAGACUUUAUAAAAAGUAUUCGAAAUAA
This is a messenger RNA of Scutellospora calospora, 1005 nucleotides long. NCBI's taxonomy places the organism in Eukaryota, Fungi, Glomeromycota, Glomeromycetes, Diversisporales, Gigasporaceae. The record is from the annotation of a GenBank genome assembly.